AUGGAAGCUUCGCAAAGGUUAGCAGCGACAUCUGGGGAAACGCUAGCCAAGCAAAUGUGCAGAGUUUCUGCAUACGAUUCAGUAGCUGAGGCACCGCUAUUGUACAGGACGCUGCAAACAGCCAGUUUAGUGAAUAAUGGGCGUGGCCUACAGGAGAGGGCGCUUUCCAGGCCGAUUCUAUAUCCCUUGGGAACUGCUGCUGGAACAUGGCCUGGAAAAGUUAAAGUGAAGUAUGAAUGCAAAAUCAACUCUAAAUCAUUUGAUCAGAUCGGGAAUGGUGUGCAGUUUUGUCGGAUUUCAAAGUUGAAUGUGAGAGAUGUCACUACUGUCAAGCGUCAUGGCGGUGCGCUUGGGUAUCACGGGUUGACCGCUUUCGGAUAUCCGAUGCAUAUUUCGGAUAUCCGACGCAUGCGUCGGGUUAAAUUUCAAGCAUACAACGAAGAAGCCGCCCAGGGGGAAAUUCUUGGUGAAGACCAGAAAAAGUUGUCAGAUGAAGAGGAAGAAGAGACUGUUCCAAGUGUUGAAACCGCAGCUUCUAAGCGGGCCAAGGUUCUGGAGAAACUGGAAGAAAUUGGUAAAUUCCUUGAAGACACUGAAUUUCUUGGCCUGGACACGAAUAUUCUCGGUAUCGACGACCCGCGUCAUUCAAGUAAACAUCGUAAAGAUGCUGGAGUUCACUCCAGUGAACCGUCUGAAACUGAUGAAAAGUUCUCUGAAGAACUCAAUAUCGUCAAGGUGGUUUACCGUUCGCUCAACUCCGAAGAUAUUGAUAGAGCCGAAGGCACUGACGAUCUCUUAGGGGAAUUCAAAUCCCACUCGUCUUCUACUCCUCAGCCAGUAACAGCUUUAACUGAAGAAGAACAACAUGCGGAAGAAAUGUAUCAGAAUGCAGUAAGUCUCAUGAAAUCGUCAACGACAAGGAAGGAGGGUUUUGCCUUGUUGCAAGAAGCAGCAGAACAAAAUCUAUCCGCAGCAGAAAAACUAGGUUGGAGUUACUUAUUUGGUGACCCUGAACGCAGUAUCCCGGAUGCAGUAAAAUGGUUCAAGCUUCUGGCAGACAAAGGCCAUCCUGGUGGACACACUGGCCUGGGUUUCCUGUUUAGCACUGGAAUCGGUGUCCCAGUGAACCCAGCUAAAUCACUGACCUACUACACUUUUGGAGCUCUGGGUGGGAACCCCUUCGCGCAAAUGGCUGUUGGAUACAGGCAUUGGUCCGGGGUUGGCACCCAGGUUUCUUGCGAAUCUGCAUUGAUGUACUACAGAAAAGUCGCUGCUAAUGUUGCUGAUGAUGUGUCGCUAACCGGUGGUCCAGUGAUCCAGAGGAUUCGUUUGCUUGACGAGAGUGAAAACCCGGGUUCUGCCUCUUCCUUACUCGACGAAGAUUUGUUGCAGUAUUACCAGCUCCUGGCCGAGAAGGGUGACAUUCAGGCACAAGUUGGAUUGGGUCAACUCUAUUAUCAAGGUGGUCGAGGAGUUGAACCGGAUCCAUACAAAGCGAUCGAGUAUUUCUUGGCGGCCGCGGACGCUGGUAACGCUAACGCCCUCGCGUUCCUUGGCAAGAUGUACCUGGAAGGGAAUGAAGCCGUGCAGCAAAACAACGAAACUGCCAUGAAGUACUUUACGAAGGCGGCGCAGAUGGGGAAUCCGGUGGGACAAGGCGGACUCGGGCUCAUGUAUCUCUACGGGAAGGGCGUCGACAAGGAUUAUUCUCGUGCUUUGAGGUAUUUCAUCCAGGCUGCAGAGCAAGGAUGGGUGGAUGGUCAGCUGCAGCUCGGAAAGAUGUACUACCACGGAUUGGGUGUGCGACGGGACUACAAGAUGGCCAUCAAGUAUUUCAACCUGGCGUCGCAGUCUGGACACUUGCUAGCUAUUUAUUACCUGGCCCAAAUGCAUGCCACUGGGAUAGGCAUGAUGCGUUCCUGUCACGCGGCCAUGGAAUUGCUGAAGAACGUCGCCGAGCGUGGAAAGUGGGCUGAGAAAUUCAUGGAAGCCCAUCACGACUACAGAAAUGGUCGAACGGAAGACGCUCUCAUCAAAUACAUGUUCCUUGCCGAUCUUGGGUAUGAAGUCGCACAGAGCAACGCGGGCUUCAUAUUCGACCAGAGCGAGGGGAAAAGUGGGAAUUUCGCGGAAUUCCUUGGCAUGGAAAUGUACCGUCGAGCCCUGUUGUACUGGGGCCGUGCAGCAGCUCAGGGUUACUCGUGGGCCAGAGUGAAGCUCGGGGAUUACCACUACAACGGCUGGGGCACCGACGUGGACUUUGAGGUGGCUGCAUCGCACUACCGACUUGCCAGUGACCAGGAUCACAAUGCACAGGCCAUGUUCAACCUGGGCUACAUGUACGAGCACGGACUCGGGCUCAAGCAAGACUUCCACCUGGCCAAACGGUUUUACGACAUGGCGGCUGAAACUAGCCCCGAUGCUCAGGUCAGAAGAGACGAAUUCCUAUAA
Notodromas monacha is the source of this 2451-nucleotide messenger RNA. The record is from the annotation of a GenBank genome assembly. NCBI's taxonomy places the organism in Eukaryota, Metazoa, Arthropoda, Ostracoda, Podocopida, Cyprididae.